This is a messenger RNA of Prosopis cineraria, 2153 nucleotides long. RefSeq names its product GDP-L-galactose phosphorylase 1-like. Gene Ontology annotation, molecular function: GDP-D-glucose phosphorylase activity. The coding region runs from base 577 to 1887 and encodes 436 amino acids. The record is from RefSeq and is a predicted model, not a curated record. NCBI's taxonomy places the organism in Eukaryota, Viridiplantae, Streptophyta, Magnoliopsida, Fabales, Fabaceae. Gene Ontology annotation, cellular component: cytoplasm. Gene Ontology annotation, biological process: glucose metabolic process. The transcript has 7 exons.
UUCUGCAGCAUCAUCAAUCCAACCCAUAUCGCAUUCUCUCUCUCUUUCUCUGUGCAUCUACCCUGCCUUUUCUCUCUUGGAUUUCCCUUCUGGUUCUGCGUCUCGGACUCUGAUAGGGAGGCCUUGUAUCACCGGAGAAAGUCGCACCUUGCCUCGUGUUUAGUUGCUCGGCGGUCAUCAGAAUAGGAGAGAAAUCGAGAGAGAUUAUUCAGGGGGAUAAAACCCAGUGUUGACGCGUUGUAGACAUCACGGCUAUUCUUAGAGGUUCUCGGCUUCUCAUUCAUGUCCGUUCUGUACGACGGAAGGGUUGCGUAAUCGUGACCAACCCUUCGCCGCACGGCGGGCGCGGUGCAUUGCCUUCCGAAGGCGGCAGCCCUUCUGACCUCCUCUUCCUCGCUGGUGGUGGUGCUUCUUUCUCUUUCUCUUCGUCAGUAGUAGUUAAUUAGUUUAGGUCUUUAGUAGUACUGAAGAUUCCUAAGGUAAGUUAGUAAAAAGCAAUAAGAUCUCGUUGAAGGCUUCUGGUUGUCGUCGAGUUUGGUUUGUUUGGUUUUAAUUUGACUGAAGAAAAGACCAAAGAUGUUGAGAAUUAAGAGGGUUCCCACCGUAGUUUCAAAUUAUCAGAAAGAGGAGGCCGGAGAGGCUGCUGGCCGUGUAGGGGGUUGCGGUCGUAAUUGCCUCAAAGAAUGUUGCGUUCAAGAGGCCAAACUUCCUUUAUAUGCAUUCAAAAGGAUUCACAAGUUUAACGGAAAGGACUUGUCUGAACCUGAAUGCAGGGAGCCCCCAGUGGCUUUUCUUGACUCGCUUAUUCUAGGAGAGUGGGAAGAUCGGUCGCAGAGAGGGCUUUUUCGCUAUGACGUUACUGCUUGUGAAACCAAGGUGAUUCCGGGGGAGUGUGGUUUCAUUGCCCAGCUGAAUGAGGGUCGUCACCUCAAGAAGCGACCCACUGAGUUCCGAGUUGACAAGGUGCUCCAGCCGUUUGAUGGAAAUAAGUUCAAUUUCACUAAAGUUGGGCAAGAAGAGAUUCUGUUUCAGUUUGAACCCAGUGAUGGUGGUGAAGUUCAGUUCUUUCCUAAUGCUCCAAUUGACGUUGAGAAUUCUCCCAGUCUUGUUGCCAUCAAUGUCAGUCCUAUUGAGUAUGGGCAUGUGCUGCUGAUUCCUCGAAUUUUUGAGUGCUUGCCUCAAAGGAUUGAUCGGGAAAGCUUCUUUCUUGCACUUCACAUGGCAGUAGAAGCUGGGAAUCCAUAUUUCCGUUUGGGUUACAACAGCUUGGGUGCAUUUGCAACUAUCAACCACCUUCAUUUCCAGGCUUACUAUUUGGCUAUGCCUUUUCCCAUUGAGAAGGCUCCCUCCAAGAAAAUAGCCACUUUAAAUGGUGGUGUCAAGAUAUCCGGAUUGCUAGGUUAUCCGGUCAGAGGCCUUCUCUUUGAGGGCGGUGAUACUCUGGAAGAUCUGUCAAAUGCUGUUUCAGAUGCCUGCAUCUGCCUUCAAGACAACAACAUACCUUACAAUGUUCUUAUUUCUGAUUGUGGAAGGCUAAUCUUUGUCCUGCCACAGUGCUAUGCAGAGAAGCAAGCUCUUGGAGAAGUGAGUGCAGAGCUGCUCGACACCCAGGUAAAUCCGGCUGUAUGGGAGAUUAGUGGUCAUAUGGUGUUGAAGAGGAAGACCGACUAUGAUGAGGCGUCAGAAGCCAAGGCUUGGAGGCUUCUUGCAGAGGUCUCCCUCUCAGAAGAGAGGUUUCAAGAAGUUAUCGCCCUCAUCUUUGAAGCCAUUGUUGCCACUGUUGAGCUGGAAGCCAAUUCUGAAUCUCCGGAGGAAGUCAAGGCAGCAAACUCACGCCGCUGCCCAUCCAUGGCGGCCGGCUCACAAGAAUGUCUUGUACUCCAGUAAACAAGGCUCUGAUGAACACUUUCACUGUGAUUCUGUUGUAAAAUUAGCUACUUUAUGCUUCAGAUUAAGUCAGUACCCCCUUCAUGUUUCGCUUAUUUAGUUGUAAACUGAGUUUGCUUUGUAGUGCUGUGUGUGUGUAUCUUGUGAUCAUUGGCACUGUUAUGCUUGGCUAUGCUUCAAUGUCUCUGAAGAACAAUUGUGUAAUAACUGGUGCCGUAAGCACUUGGUAAUGUUAAAUGAUUGUGUGUAUGAUUAUGCUUUUUUAA